AUGUCAAACACACUCCACAGUGUAAUUGAGCUGUUUUCCGUAGAAUUAUGGCGAGAACUCUUUGAAUAUUUCAAUUCAAUUGAAUUAUGGUAUUCAUUUCGUGGUUUAAAUAGAAAAAUUGAUGCAAUUCUUGAUCAAACAAUGUUACAUUUAAAUUUUAAAAAACAAGGCAAUUAUGGUUACUUUAUGAAAAAGAUUUUACCAUCAAUGAAUGUUGGUAAUGUUCGAUCAUUAAAAUUAAAAAAUGCUAAUGAAAUACAACAUUUUUUCUCUAUCUAUUCUCUUAAUUCAUUGAUUCAACUUCGUUUACUAUCAUUAGAUUUUAUGUAUUCUUUUAAUGAUAAUUUGUUUAGAUUCUGGAAUCAACUUUCAUCUUUGAGACAUCUACGAUUAUUGAAAAUUAUGUUCUGGGGCAGUUGUUCCGGGCCAAAUAAUUGUCUUGACGAAAAGGAACAUAUUAUUCGUUUGAUAUUUAAUAAAGAUUAUUGUCCCUUACUAAAAUAUUUCAAAAUCGAUACUUGUGGUUUGCAAAGAGGGAUGCCCACAAUUCCUUCGCUAAUUACAACAACUAAAACAACAAAUAUUAAAUAUCUGUGGAUUGACUCGUUGACUGUUAAUGAUUUGAUUAGAUUACUCCCUGCUAUACAAAAUGUUAAAUCAUUUCAUAUAGAUUAUCACUUAUGUACUGAUAAUGAACCUAAAGAACGGCAACAGAAAAUGACAAUUAUAAUGCCUUUGAUGCCUAAAUGUAUUCGACUACAUCUAAAGUUAUCACAGGAUAUAACAUUUGAACAUGUUGAAUAUUUAUUAAAGCAUACACCGAACUUAAAGGAUUUAUUUUUGUGGGGUUGGUAUCAUUUACUUGAUGCAAACAAAUGGGAAUUGUUAUUAUCAGUGCAAUGUCCGAAAUUGAUAAAACUUGAAUUAAUAUGUACUGGUCCCAUUUAUAAUAAUAAUUUUGAUCAAGCAUCAGAUGAUUUUGAACAAAAAUGUAAAAUAACACCGUUUUGGCUUGAACGAAAUGUUACAAUUACAGAUGAUGAAGAUUUUUCGGCGCAUGAUUAUCGUUGUGACACUAUAGUUCGAUUUAAUAUUAAAAAAGUGAGUUUAAUACAGGAUUUUCUGUUUUGUAACAUAAAAAAGAGCAGUUUUAAACAUGAACAAUUUAUAUGA
Messenger RNA from Didymodactylos carnosus, 1173 nucleotides. The record is from the annotation of a GenBank genome assembly. NCBI's taxonomy places the organism in Eukaryota, Metazoa, Rotifera, Eurotatoria, Philodinida, Philodinidae.